Daldinia loculata is the source of this 2076-nucleotide messenger RNA. RefSeq names its product tryptophan dimethylallyltransferase 1. NCBI's taxonomy places the organism in Eukaryota, Fungi, Ascomycota, Sordariomycetes, Xylariales, Hypoxylaceae. The record is from RefSeq and is a predicted model, not a curated record. Gene Ontology annotation, molecular function: transferase activity, transferring alkyl or aryl (other than methyl) groups. Bases 478 to 1785 code for a protein of 435 amino acids. The transcript has 2 exons. Gene Ontology annotation, biological process: alkaloid metabolic process.
GUCGAGCUUGAUCUGUAAACUUUUGUCCACUUAUUGUCUGCCACGUACUCAGGACUCCCAUCUUCUAUUUCUCUUCAGCUGUACGUGGCAAGAGAAUCAUACGCCCAAAAAGCUGUUUUGAGUAUGGUCACAUUCGCAGCAUGGCGUUAUACAGGCAAAACAGUCUCGGAAUUCAGUGGCUUAACAGUUGGAAUGCACUGUUUGAAGAUCAGUCGAUUGUCCGUGAAAUGAAUUUGUCCCUGGCGGAUUCCCGGUGGUGGAUCGGUGGUGAAGAGUUUAUUUGGUGAAAGCUCAGUACGGCAAAUAUCUUAAAAAGCGGCGCCAUUGGGGCGAUUCUCUGCUUGUAACUUGUCACUUAUCCUUAGAAACUUUACCGCCGUCUCCUGCACCGGCAACAUCUAUCAUAGUCCCAGUUAAGAAGAUUCUCCAUCAAUACCUACAACCCUCAACGCAGUGCUUCAUCCAAAGCAGCCCAAGAUGCCCACACUCUUCUCGAGUGUGAAGCUCGAGAAUGAUGCUUAUAAUAUCUUGAGUGAUGUAUUUGACUUUCCGAAUAAUGAGCAAAGACUUUGGUGGCAUUCCACGGCCCCAAUGUUUUCCAGUAUGCUCCAAACGGCCGGCUACGAUACACAUCUGCAAUACAGACAUCUUGGACACUUCAAGAAGCAUAUCAUCCCAUACUUAGGAGUUUACCCCGAUAAUGAGAAUGACCGGUGGCUUAGCAUUCUCACACGAUAUGGAACCCCUCUGGAGCUGAGCCUGAAUUGUUCCGAUUCACUUGUCCGAUACACAUAUGAACCUAUAGAUGAAAAGACGGGUACACCUGAAGACCCCUUCAAUACUCAUGCUAUUUGGAACGCUCUACGGAGUUUGAAGAAGGUCCAGCCAGAUUUAGACACUGAGUGGUUCAGUUACUUCAAGAAAGAGUUGACUCUGAAUUCCGAAGAAUCGGCUCACUUGAUGAACCAUGGUCUCGUGCAGGGUCAGAUCAGAACCCAGAACAAACUGGCAUUGGACCUGAAGGGAAGCAAGUCCAUGGUCAAAACCUAUAUUUACCCGGCUCUGAAGGCAUUGGCGACUGGCAAGUCGAUACAAACCCUCAUAUUUGAUUCUGUGGGGAAAAUGGCGGAGAAAUUCCCAACCAUUCAACCGGCGUUGGAGACGCUGGAAAGUUACGUCAAGUCAAGGACUGGGCCAUCAAGCACCGUUACCACACGUCUUUUCUCUUGUGACCUUGUGGAACCGGGUGUUUCUCGAAUCAAAAUAUACCUUUUGGAAAUGAUGGUGUCCCUAGAAUCGAUGAGAGACCUUUGGACCCUGGGGGGGCGUCGUAACGAUAAGUCUACCCAGGAAGGUUGGGAGAUGAUCGAAGAGCUUUGGGAACUCCUACAGAUUCCUCCUGGACUUCAAAAAUAUCCUGAACCAUAUUUACCUCUACACACCACACCAUGCGAGCAGCUCCCGACAAUGGCCAAUUACACACUUCACCAUGGGGAAUCGAUGCCUGAGCCUCAAGUCUACUUUACUGUCUUUGGCAUGAACGAUAUGGCGAUUUCCCAAGCUCUGACAACGUUCUUCCAGCGAAGAGGAUGGUCAGACAUGGCUCAAAAAUAUACGGACAGUCUCAGAUCAUACUAUCCUUACGAUGAUCUCAAGACAAUGAAUUGGUUGCACGCGUACAUUUCGUUUUCCUAUCGGAAAGGCAAACCGUACCUCAGUGUCUACCUACAAACCCUCGAGACCGGAGACUGGCCACUUCGUAAGUUUACAAAAUUCUAUUUGUAAAUAAUCUGAAAAGUCUAACUUCUCGUAGUCCAUCUGAAAUCGACAGGUGCUGCCUCGGAGUCAGCAAACGUGGUCGAUAUUCACUAGGAGCCCCUGAUAUUCUACUUGGAGUAUUCAUUUGAUAACAAGGGAGAUGUAUCAGUAGGGACCCUCAUUUUAAAUGCGCAAAGAGAAUUUUGCACUUCUCAUGUUUUAGUUUAUUAAAAACUUGGUGGCAUACAGUAUGAUCCGAGUGAAAUUAUGCUUGAUCAGUGAGUCUAAUCUUGCUUGAUGCCAUGUACGAAAUGCAAC